UGAGGGCCUCCGACAAGGAUAGCAGCCAGGAUCUGCACGUCAGUGCCGUCGAGACCGACGGAGACAGCAUGGACCUCUGGCCAUCUGAACUCUUCGUUCGCGUCCUGCACGGCCAUCGCCUCCUGAGGGACGUCCAGGCCUAUGUUAGGCGCUACACGCCCCCUCAGGUCACCUUCAUGGCGGACAGGCUUGGGGAUCCCAAUGCCCAGGUUGUCAACCAGACGACCUUUCGCUCGUUGUCCCGCAUCCUUUACGAGAAUGAGAUGAUAGCCAUCGCCCCGUGGGGUGUCGACAGCCGACUACACGGGGCUGGCAUAAUAAUCUUCCCUGCCGAGAACUCGAGCUCCCUCCUCGUCGCCGGACUUUUCCCCUACAAUCCGUUCCCCGACUUCAUCACGAUGGCCAUGCUCCCGAUGCAGUCCCAGCAGUACUACCCGUCGAUGUCAUCGGUGCCUCUGCCCAUGCAGCAAUCGUCGAUGGCCGCCGCAUACCCGGGCUACUCAGGCGCCGUGGCGUCGAGCUCGUCUUCGCAGUACGCCGAUCCGUCAGCUUCUUCGAGCCAGUGGCAGGGACAAGGGAACCCGAUGUACUACCCCGACUACCGCGGCUCCUACUCCAGGUACCCGGACCAGUCCUAAUUUCGCUCCGAUCGCCGACCAAUUUCCUGCCGAAGAAUACGUAUACCUUUCGCCCCCUCACGCAGCCGUGCUGUACCAUAGAUCUCCCCGCUUCACCUGUAUCUGACCUGUAGCCUCAGCGCACCCACAGUUCCAGAUGUAUUAUUAUCGCCCCCUCGUUGUCUGCGUCUUCGUUCUCAUGCUCAUAUACCAGUAGAGCCACGUACUCUCAGACUUUAGAUACCUUCGCUUUGCUUCCUCUUCUGCUCCUUGUUUGCCUCCCCUCUCAUUUUACUACGAUAAUCUCACGUAGACAGCGGUGCUGGUCACCGAGUGUUUGACCGAAUGAAUUCCUGUCUCUUCUGCUGAAAA
This is a messenger RNA of Schizophyllum commune H4-8, 989 nucleotides long. RefSeq lists its product as uncharacterized. The transcript has 3 exons. The record is from RefSeq and is a predicted model, not a curated record. NCBI's taxonomy places the organism in Eukaryota, Fungi, Basidiomycota, Agaricomycetes, Agaricales, Schizophyllaceae. The coding region runs from base 69 to 638 and encodes 189 amino acids.